CCCGGCGGCCGAACAGAGCAGCAAAGCCGCGACACGAUUCGCCUGGCCUUCCUCCCUUGGUGUGUCUGUCUUCCUCCUCCUCCAAGCAAAAACCAAACUCUCAAACCCACCUCCGCCUUCCUCCUCCCCCUCAGGCCCUCCUCCCCUCUCCCGGCGCCAUGAGAGCGCGGGUUCUCUAGGACGACCCCUCCUCAGCCACCGCCUCCUCCUCCGCCGCCGCCAUGUUCGAGGGGGUGGUGAGCCAGGUGCUGGCCGGCCUGCUCGGCCGCUACGUCAAGGGCAUCCAGAAGGAGCAGCUCAAGAUCGGCAUCUGGAACGAGGAGGUACUGCUGGAAAACGUGGAGCUCAUUCUGGAAGCCUUCGACUACCUGCAGCUGCCGUUCGCGCUUAAGACUGGACGAAUCGGGAAGCUAAGCAUAAGGAUCCCAUGGAAGAAACUCGGGUGGGACCCUAUAAUUAUUGUCAUAGAAGAUGUGUUUGUAUGUGCGUGUCCGCGGGAGGAUUCUGAGUGGAGAUCCGGGUCUCUUGAUAAGAGAGAACUAGCUGGGAAAUUGGCUAAACUUAAUGCUAUAGAGCUUGCUAAAUUUUCCAGAAGAGUGACAGAUAACCAAACGGGGCAAUCACUUCUAUCAUACAUGUCAGCAAAGAUACUCGACAACAUCCAAGUCUCCAUACGAAAUGUCCACAUCAUAUAUGUUGAUUCACACAAAGACCAAGGGAACUUCAUAUUUGGUUUGGAAUUCAACAGUCUCUCAAUACAAACAGAUACGCAGAAGCAAAGUUUUGCCAUGUCAUUGAUGGCUAGGUCCAGACAAGAUGAAGUAAACAAGAAAAUAGAUAUAUCAAAUGUUGGAAUUUACUGUCAUCAGUUAGAAGAACAGCGUGAUCUAUAUGAUGUUGGUGCUCUUACUGAAGCUCAGUCUAGUUUCAGUCUUGGGUUGGCCCACCGGAGAGAUGAUUAUCUUAUAAAUCCAUUUUCUGUGUCUGUGUCUGUGCUUGCUAACAACUCUGUAAAGCGUGAUGGUGCACCUCAAUAUGACAUGACUGCAGAGUUAACUAAAUUGGUUUUAUCAAUUGAUGUAAUCCAGCUUCAGCAAAUUUUGGAUCUCAUUGAUCACUUCACCAUCUGUGCUUUGCGAACAAAGUAUGGUCGUUACCGUCCACCACAAAGCUUUUUAUCUAAGAGACAUAAAGGUUGGAGGAUAAGGUGGUGGCAUUAUGCUCAGGAUUCUAUUAUAGCAGAUGUUCGCAAAAGACUGAGGAAAACCUCUUGGAGGUUCUUGGGACAGAGACUGGGAUACCGUCGCAAAUAUGUCAAUUUGUAUCGAACAAAAUUGGAGCUAUUGCAGAAAGGACAGCUUGUAAGUAAAGACAUUCUACAGCAGCUGGAAAUUCUGGACAAAGAAUGUGAUAUAGAUGAUAUAGUUAACUACAGAACAAUUGCAGAGCAACAACUACAGGAGUUGGUGAAAUCUACGAAAGACAACUUUUCUAGUCCAGGAAGUCCUCAAAGUGAUGAGCAGUCAGCAGGGGCAGGUCGAGGAUGGUUAAACUGGCUUUCUCUUGGAAUGCUUGGUGCUGGUGGAACAGCUGACACUAGUUCAUUUGCUGGUGUUGUUUCAGAAGACAUUAUUAAGGAUAUAUACGAGGGGACGGAAUUUCAUCCUGUUUCCUCUACUGAAAAUCAUUUGACGAAAGAAAACUACUACUCUUUGAGACUAUCUGUUUCUCAGAUAAUCACAACUGUCACCUCAAGGAGGUUUGGCAUGAAGCUUGUUGACGCGAUGUUUACUGGGCUUGGUACUGAGUAUAAAAUAUGGGAUGAUUCAGCAACUAUCCUUGCCUGGCUCGAUUCACUUCAGAUUACUAACCCAGUGAAUGAAAAUAAAGUCGUGCUGGCAGAAAAGUGUAGCACUGGUGAUGGUCUGGGGAUACCUGUUAUCAGUGUUCAAGUUGACUUUCCAAAGUCAAACGAAAACACAGAAGCUUCAACACAGGUUGUUGUUCAGGAAUUCAGUGCCAUCUACGAACCGGAAUUCUUCUUUAAUCUCCUGCACAUCUAUGACUUGUUUUCCUCUUUCCAGUUUCAGCAUGAUAGGGUGCUUUCCUCACUAAAUCGUUUUGAUAAUUUUGGGACAAGACUUCUCUCCAAACUAAAGUACAUGUCUGUGAACCGAAAGAAGCUUCUUUGGGAUUUAAGGAUUCACCACUUCAUUGUUAGGCUACCAUCACAAAAUUGUGGAAGAGAAGAACUUACUAUGGUUUUUGAGGCUGCAGAUGUAUCCAUGCGAUCCAAAGAUACAGUUGCGGAUGAUUCUCAGACACAAGAAGCCAAUUCUUUUCUUGAUUACAUGUCAAAGAAAACUUCAAGUUAUUGUUCUGACAACCUGCUACCUGGCUUAGAAUUUGAUGACCUAUACAAGUAUUUUGAGGUUAGCCUCACCAGAUUUGAGGUGAAGGUGUUGAUGUCUGCUAAAUGUGAUAUCGCUUCCACGUUGGUCAAAGUGGAUGCUUCCAUUAUAUUUGGAUUGUGCGUAUUUCUGGAUGAACCAAUGCUGAAACAGUUGGAGAUUGCUUCUAUUGUGCCAUCUCUCGACAUAUACUUCUCUCAGACAAUGUACAGCGCUAUUGUUAAUUUGUGUACCUAUCCGAAAGAAAGUAACAUAGUUGGAAACAACACUUCUGAUGAUUCCAUGUCUACUGGACCCAAGAAACCAGCCUUAAAUAUGUCUGCAUCCCUCAAGCUGGACAAAUUGAAUUUGAGGGUCGACCUUGAAGACAAUGGAAAUGAAUGUUCAGUCAUCACUGUGGGUGUUCGGGAUAUUGAUAUCAGGUAUGCUAUCUGGGAAUUGUCAGAACUUUGGAUCAUUACCAAGAUGGUUGAAAUCACUUCCGCUGGUCUGGAGGACAGAUCGAACUUGCAUGUGCUAUGUUCUUCAGGAAGCUAUAAAACUAGCACAGCAUGUCCUGAAAGUUCUGCUGCGGAGGCUUGCUUAAAGCUGCAUUACAAAACUCAUAAAUAUAAUGAACAAGUUCAUCAUGUGUACCAGCUGAACUUAAAUGAUGUUGAUCUGCAUGUUAAUCCUUCUGUAUUUGGUCAGAUAAACAAGUUUUUGAGAAAUCUUGAUGCAGUAUCUCCAGCUGGCAGUGCUGUUGUGUCCAAAGCGGCUGAUCAGAGUUCCAUGAAACCUGAAACGGCUAAUGCCAAAUUUCCCAAUCUCUCAUUGUCAAAUUUCUGCGGCACUGAGAGCACAUCAUUUGGAGGAGUUUCUGUAGAUCACUUCCCCUUCUUACAUACUGAUAUCAUAUCUGGACAUAAUUUUGCAUGUUUAGAAACUCAAGGUGUCCAGGCCUUGGAUAUUACAUCCUCAAAGAGUAGACAGUGUGAUGAGAUUUCAGGUUUAAAUGGCUACAGUGCAUCAGAGCUUGCAAACAAUGUACAAUGCAAAACUGAGCAUUCUAACUGUUCAUCCACCUCACCAAAUAACACUAAGAAUGUCAACUCAGCCAUUAUAGAUCUAUCACUUGUUUCGGUUAGAGCACAUUUCCAUGAAUCUUGUGGUAUUUUAGCAACACUUACUAUUCCUGAGUCCAUAGCAACACUCUCAUUGGCAGACGCAACCUCCUGGGACCUGUUAUUGUCAGCUAAAGAUGUAAUGCUUGCUUCACCGUGGACGCCACCAAGUAUCGAUAAGCUACUCUGGGGAACUUAUUCGCAUGGUAAUGCUAAUGCACUCAACAUCCGUGUUAAAAAAGACUUAUCUGCACUCUCGACUGAAGUAUGUAUUGGAGUUCAGAAUGUUUGCUGUGUAUUACCAUCAAAGUUGCUGGCUAUGUUUACUGGAUAUUUUUUGUUGGAUGAUUGGAAUCCUAUGGUGGAACAGCACCACUCUGUGCCAAGCAAUAAUCAUGAGUGCCCUGGAGAAUCUCAUGACAGUAUCACUUACAAAUUUGAGAUAUGUGAUUGUGCUAUAUUUUUUCCUGUUGAAAAUCAAGAAACAUUUUGUAUAAAGCUUGGGGUUCCAUUUUUUUUCUGCGAGUUCAUUCCAACUGGAAUUUCGGCAGAAUUUGUAAAGCGUAUACCCAAAGAAUUCUUCAGUUCAGAGUGUGCGCUUUCAAGUAGAGCUGAUGUCAUCAGCCUAUGUUCAAGAAAUGCAUCCAUAUCACUUGUAUUCCUGACCGAGCAAACAAAUUUCAUCCUGAAGCUUGAUGAGGACAUGCCCACCAAGAUCCAGUCUCUCGUGGAAAAUGUUGAUGCUGGUAUAUGGAUUCAAGUUCCUUGCAAAGAACUAUCCUGCUCCGACCAGCCAUCUUUGCCAACAUUCAUUAUGAGUAAAAUAUCAAAAUGUGACUUGAUUGCUGAAGAUCUCUAUUUUAUGGAUGGCAUGGAGGCAGUUUCUCGUAUUACUGAUAAGUUAAUUUCAAUCGGCAAAGAAAGUAAAAUGUACAAAGGCAAUGCCAAGCAGUUUUUAGAGAAUAGAAGUUUGAAUGAGGAGAGCUCUGAAUCUAAUGAUCCCACCAAUAUUACUAUUUCUAUCAAGGAUCUAAUGGUUCUCUUUGGUCACUCAAAAGAUAAGGGUUUGCCAUUGGAGAAGGUUGCCACUGCAAACCUUGAGUUUGAUGUCUCUGCUGUUAUUGUUGGUGAAAAACCUGAACGCAUUGACACUGAUAUUGUCUCUUUAGCUCUGCGGUCAUCUGGGGGUAACACACUUGUCUCCAUAAUUUCUGAUGAGCCAUCAUGUCCUGUCCUAAUCAAGUUAGUAAAGCAUCAUGCGGGGCGAGAUGAGAUUUUAAUUGCUGUACCUUUCAUCGAGACCUGGUUAUACUUAGUUGAUUGGGAUGUCAUUAUCAAUCAUUUCCAUUCCUAUAUAAGAAAGGAAGAGAACAGUUUGCAUGUGGGACAUUCGGCAGCUCUGCCCCGUUUUUCAGACUCUGCAAUGUCAUCAUUUCUUGCAUCAGAUUUUGAUUCGCGAGACGAUUCUGACUUGGUGGUAACAUGUGAAAAUAUUGCAGUUGUAAUUCAUGUACCUAUCUGGGAGAAAGAGAAAAAUCAGCCAAGCAGUUAUACAGCGAUAGAUACGAGUUCUAGUUCUUGUUUAACACAAGAUGAAACAAGAGGUUGCAAGUUUAUCAGCCUGACUUGCGAGAGUAAACAUUUUGUGGUCAUGGUAGGUGACAGUUGGGUGAAGUUCAGAUGUGAUUUAGAUAGAGUGAAGAUAAUACUGGAAAUGAUUCAAGGGAACAAGGGUACCUCUGUUCCUUUUAUGCAUACAUCUAAGAUUAAAGCUGGUGGUUAUAUUCAUAAAUCAGAAACAGACUUGCUACAUCUUUCUGUUGAUCUACAAGCAGAAUACUUGGAUGUUGGUUUUUCGCACCAGAUAUUUAGUUUCUGGCGUAGUGUGGAACUCCGAUAUCCUAAAUCAUCAUCGGCUUCCUCAUUUUGUUCUGUAACACUGAAGGUGGGAUUGAGAAAAGGUUCCCUUCUGCUAAAUGAUGGAAGGUGGAGCAGUCAUGGGCCUGUCAUAGAGACCUUGGUGAAGAACUUAUCUCUGAAAUUUAGUCAAAUGGGUGAUGAGACUGAAGUUUGCACUGUUGUUGACUUUUUAGUAAAUUACAACAAUAUUGACAAGGUUAUGUGGGAGCCUUUUAUAGAACCUUCAAGUUUUCAGUUAAAUGUACUUCAAAAAUGUGCUGAUCAUGCAUUGGAUAUGUCUCCCAGUACUGAGGUGUCGCUGAAUUCAGGCGAGCAGCUUAAUCUAAAUAUAUCAGAGCCCUUGAUCGAGGCUAUCUUCAGACUUACUGAGAUGAUCACAGAUUCUCUUAAUCCAAGUAAUGGAAGUGGUCUUCAAGAAGAUCCUGGUAUCCUGAGGUUGAGCCGUGAUGACAUGCACACCAGAAGAUACGCGCCAUAUAUUCUCUCAAAUGACACAUCAUUGCCAUUUAAAUUCAAGGUGUAUCGUGGUGCUGUUAAUUCAGAUGACAUUGAUAGUUUCUCUGUAGUAGAUGAAAAUUAUGUGCCAGCAGGAUAUUCUGUCCCAAUUUAUGUUGAAGAAGCUCUAGAUGAAUUCUUCUUCCAGCACAGGGAAGCACGAUCUUCUGAACACCUCAUCGAGAAAUGGAUGGGUGCAGUGUCACACUACAUGAUCUCCAUUGAGUUUGAGGGAACUUCUUGGUCCUCUAAGCCAAUGUCAAUUGAUCUUGUGGGCAUUUACUUCUUUGAAGUAAACUUCUCUUCAAGUAAGAAGCCAAUUCUUGGUGGAGAAAGCUUGGAAGCAUUUGGGUCUAAUAGAAAGAGUAGUCAUCAUGAUGGAUUAAUUGUGCCUGUAGUACUUGAUGUUUCCUUACAGAACUACAGCAAACUUGUACGAGUUUACUCAACGGUCAUACUCUGCAAUGCAACAUCAAUGCCCCUCGAGUUGCGAUUUGAUAUACCAUUUGGUGUUUCUUCAAAGGUAAUAGGACCAGUUGCUCCAAACAAAGAGAUUCCCCUGCCAGUUCAUUUGUCUGAGGCUGGCCAGAUUAGGUGGCAUCCCGUUGGCAGAACUUAUUUGUGGAGUGAAACCCACUCCCUAUCAACUUUGCUUUCACGCGAAAGUAGGGUUGGGUUUAUGAAAUCGUCUGUGUGCUAUCCUUCUCACCCUAGUAAUGAUCCAUUUCGCUGCUGUGUAUCUGUUGAAGAGUACAGUGUUCCUUCAUCUAGUAGUGCCCAGAAAGGUAAGUACUGCACUGAAUAUUUGAAUACACAACAAAUUCUGGGAAGUCCUGCUCCAAAGGCUUCUAAGCAAAUGUUCACAAGGACACAUUUCAUCCGGCAAGUCAGACUUAGUACACCUCUUCUCAUAAGGAGUUAUCUCCCUGUGUGCAUAUCUUUGACAAUAGAUAAUGGUGGGGUUGCACAUCAGGUCUCACUUAAUGAGGUAGGUACUGCCUCUAUUUAUUUUGUUGACCCCUCCAACGAUCUUGGAAUCACAUUUCACAUUCAAGAUUACAGAUCCUUGGCCAUAAAGUUUCCUCGUGUAGAAUCAUUCUCUACUGGAGCUAAAUCAAAUGGCUUUAAAUUCUCCCUAACAGAGACGCUUGCAUUCUACUCAAAUGUGUCGAAAUGUCCUUUCAAUGUUACGCUAGACAAAGCAACAGAUGCUCAUUCUGGUGCAAGAGAGCUGCACCUUUCUGUGCCAUUUCUGUUGUACAAUUGCACGGAUCUCUUGCUUACAGUCACAGAAAGUAACUAUGAGAGGAACGGGUCCACAGUUGUGAUUCCUUGUAGUUUUGAGAUAGAUGGGCACACAAGACAUGUGCUCGGAAAAAAUGGUCUUUCUCUUGUUUCAGAAGACCCGUCCAUACAGAGGUUUGCAAGUAAAAUGCCACAGUUGGAUUUUGUUGAUGGAUGCAGCUCUUAUUCAAACAGGAGGGAUGCAAAUAACAGUGAGCAUGUGCAGAAAGAAUGUGAAGAGGCCAAAGCUUAUAUGUUUGCACCUGCUGGACAUACACCCGCAACUGAACUUUUGGUUAAGCUGAAUGCAUCUGUACCUAAUAGCGGAACGGAAACCACUCGACGGGAUUGGUCAAGUCCGUUUCUCCUUUCCCAUGCCAGUGGUCCAACGAGUCUUACUAUUCCACAAUCAUCUACUUCCAGUGCCUUUUUAGUUGCUGUAGCAUCUAUACCUGUUUCAACGGAACUCUUUGGGAGGACAAAGGCUAUUGCUUUCCAGCCCAGAUAUGUUAUUUGUAAUGCAUGCAGUAGUGAUCUGUUCUAUAAACAAAAGGGUACAAGGUUUUCUAAGCAUUUAAGUUCUGGGCAACACUCUUUUCUUCACUGGGCUGAUACAGCGAGAGAGUUGCUUGUCUCCAUUCGAUUUGACGGGCCAGGAUGGCAAUGGUCUGGUAGUUUUUUCCCUGACCGCCUGGGAGAUGCUCAAGUGAAAAUGAGGAAUAGUGCCUCAGGUGUAUCAAACAUGGUUCGAGUGGAAGUACAAAAUGCCGAUCUAGACAUACACAGCAACAAAAUUGCUGGAAGAAACAAUAUCAUUACUGGUACAAUACUGAUUCUGCUUUCUGAUGACAAAACUGGUUUUGUACCAUACAGGAUUGACAACUUUUCGCUGGAGAAACUGCGGAUAUAUCAGCAGAGAUGUGAAUCUAUUGAAACAAUUGUAUAUCCUUACACGUCAUGUCAAUAUGCCUGGGACGAACCUUGCUAUCCUCAUCGUCUUACUGUUGAGGUUCCUGGGGAACGGAGUCUAGGUACAUACAAUCUGGAUGUUCUCAGUGAUGAUGUUCCUGUAUCCCUACCUUCCACACCCGAGAAAGUCGAAAGAAAAUUCAGCAUCUCGGUGCAUGCAGAGGGAGCAAUUAAGGUGCUCAGUAUUUUUGAUUCAAAUUGUCACAACAUGGACAAAAAAGGAACAGGUUUCCUUGGAUCAAGGGAACCAAAAGAUGCUGAUCAGAAACACGAGAUCGAGUUACACUUCACUGAAGUUAUCAAAGUACACUUACCAUUCAUAGGGAUAUCUUUGAUAAGCUCUUCUCCUCAGGAGUUGUUGUUUGCUUCUGCCAAAGAUAUGACAAUUGUUGCCAUGCAGAGCUUAGAUCAGCAGCGAGUCACGGUUGAAAUACAAAGUAUGCAAAUUGAUAAUCAGUUCUCUGCUAGCCCAUACCCUGUCAUGCUGUCAUUUGAGGGAAAUCAUAAGGGAAAAUCCAUGAAUAUUUUGAAGAGUAAGCAAAGAUCCCUAAAUGAGAGUAAGACUUCUUCUAAUACCGAACAGCCUGUGCUGCACUUUGCUGCAGUUAAAUGGAGAACUAGAGAUGCUUCAUUCGUUUCGUACCAAUGUAUAAACAUAAGUGUAGAACCUUUCCGCCUCGAACUUGAAGAGCGACUUGUCCUGAGCAUGAUUGACUUUUUUAGAUCUGUUUCCUCUAGAGUACAUUUUGGGCAGUUGGAGAGAAGUGUUGACUCGAGUAUUUUGCACGGUGCUACUGAUAUUUUUGGUGAACACGAGAAAGUUUCAAAACACUUGUCAGACAAGCCCCAAAGUUCCUACACGGCGGAUGCAGAUCAAGACAGUGGAAUUCUGCCUUCUGUUAUCCCAAUUGGUGCACCAUGGCAACAGAUACACCUAUUAGCCAGGAAACAAAAGAAAGUAUAUAUUGAAUUAUUUGAGUUGACUCCUGUCAAGUUGACUUUCAGUUUUACUAGCACUCCAUGGCUCAAUAGGAAUGAAGGCGGCUCAGACCCCAGCACAAGCUUCAACAACAGUACUGCAAUUCAGCGAGGCCUUAUGGCUCUCAUUGAUGUUGAAGGAGUGCCAGUUCAUCUUGGAGAAAUAAUGGUGGAAAAUCUUAUGGCAAGCUGGCAAUCUAUUCAAGACAUUCUCGUAAGGCAUUAUAGCAGGCAGUUGCUUCAUGAACUAUAUAAGGUUUUUGGCUCUGCUGGCGUUAUAGGGAAUCCUAUGGGUUUUGCCAGGAAUGUUGGGUUUGGUUUAAAAGACUUCAUGUCUGCCUCGCGGAAAGGGAAAUUGCAGAGUCCUGUUGAGCUAUUAAAUGGUAUCGCACAAGGUUCAAAAAAUCUUAUUGGAAGCACAGUUUAUGCAGUCAGUAGUGCCACUUCUCACUUUAGUAAAACUGCCUAUAAGGGUCUCGUUGCAUUUACAUAUGAUGAUCAAGCUGCUUCUAAAAUGGAUGAACGGGAAAGACAGCUAGGCUUGCAUGGAGAAGGAGUACUUAAUGGGUUUCUAGAGGGUCUGACUGGGCUUCUCCAAUCACCAAUCAGGGGUGCUGAGAGACACGGUCUUCCUGGCGUUAUCUCAGGUAUAGCAAUGGGAACAGCUGGGCUUGUGGCCAGGCCUAUGGCCAGUAUUCUUGAAGCCACAGGCAGAACUGCACAAAGCAUAAGGAACCGAAGCAAUCCUCAUGAAUCUAACCGCCUGCGUGUCCGUUUCUCGAGGCCAGUGGCCAGAGAUCGUCCUUUGUUCCCGUAUUCCUGGGAAGAAGCAAUUGGAGUAUCUUUCAUUCUCCAAGCUGAUGGUGGCAGGCUAAAGGACGAGACAUAUGUCAUGUGCAAGACACUCAGAGAGCCUGGAAAGUUCCUUGUGCUUAGUGAGAAACUGCUUCUGCUAGUCUCGAGCCCGUACUUGGUGGCUUUAGGUUCACCGCAGUUCGUCGGUGUUCCUCCUGACCCACAGUGGGCGAUUGAAACAGAGAUGAACCUCAAAUCCAUUGUUCAUCUGGACAGAGCUCAGGAGGUAGUAAACAUUGUCGGGAGUAAUGGAGAAACAUCACCACGGGACAAAAGGGGUAGAGCGAGAGACAUUGCCAUGAGCUCAGCCUUUACUCCCCUGUUUCAUUUCAGCGUGGAGCUGCCAAACGUGGAAGACGCAGAGGGUACGCUGCAGUUCUUAACAGCACUUAUUGAGAAGGGGAAGGCGAGAAGAUGGGAUAAGAACAUCCUUCACCGAAGCAAUAUUAGCUGAGUUUGCUGGGUCUAAGUCCUUGCUAAAGUUCUUAUCAGUGGGAGCCGUCAGCAUAUACCUCAGAGGUCACCAGCCAUGAUUACUUCCCAGCGUCCCCUGGAUGUCGAUGGCCCUUGGAACAACCGAAAUUUUGGCUGCUGAAUCCAUACGAGAUGUUUGCGGAGGCGCCUGAAGCACAUGUAUAGUCAUCCAGAAGCACCUGCUGCCUGUGGAUAGAUACCAGGAACUGGAGAAGGUAGCGUGUAAGUUUGUUAAUAUCCGUAGCUGGGAAGUGAUCCACCACGGAACAGUUAGCGGGCGUUAGAGAAUUUUGUAGACCAGAUGUAAACAUGUAGGCUUAGAGAAUUUUGUCCAUAGCUCCUGUAAAAAUGCAAGUGACAUACGAGAUAUUGGUUAUCCGCUAUCGUUCUUAAUUGCCUGCCGAAAGUCAUUCUUGAUUCUGUAGUACCAGACUGUUAAGAGAUGAAUUUUACACCA
Messenger RNA from Brachypodium distachyon (stiff brome), 10946 nucleotides. RefSeq names its product putative vacuolar protein sorting-associated protein 13A. The coding region runs from base 222 to 10469 and encodes 3415 amino acids. The record is from RefSeq and is a predicted model, not a curated record. Gene Ontology annotation, cellular component: extrinsic component of membrane. Gene Ontology annotation, biological process: protein retention in Golgi apparatus; protein targeting to vacuole. The transcript has 48 exons. Lineage: Eukaryota; Viridiplantae; Streptophyta; Magnoliopsida; Poales; Poaceae.